CAAAACCAAAACCAAAACCAAAACCAGAAUCACAACCAGAACCAGAAGCAUCAUGGACGUUAUCAUCCUCCUACGCGAGCUGUUGCUGUGGCUCAUUCUCUACUACGGCCUGCGCCGCCUCACCGUGCGCCUCCUUCCUCGCAAGAAUCUGAGCCCGGCGCCGCUGCCGCCCGGGCCCCGGGGAUUCCCCGUGGUGGGCGCGCUCCCGCUGCUGGGGCGCGCCCCACACGUGGCCCUGGCGCGCAUGGCGCAGCGGCACGGCCCCGUCAUGCACCUCAAGCUGGGCCAGCACGGCGUGGUGGUGGCGUCGAGCCCCGACGCGGCCCGCGUCUUUCUGAAGACGCUCGACGCCCACUUCGCCAACCGGCCCAUCGACGCGGCCCCGACGCGCAUCGCCUACGGCGCGCAGGACCUCGUGUUCGCCGAGUACGGGCCCCGGUGGAAGCUGCUGCGUCGGUUGUGCAAUUUGGGCAUGCUGGGGGCGAAGGCGCUGGAGGGGUGGGCCGGAGUGCGGCGGGCCGAGGUCGGGCACAUGCUGCUGGCCAUGUGCGACUUCGCGCAGCGGGGCCGGCCGGUGGAGGUCGCGGAGAUGCUGUCGUACGCCAUGGCCAAUAUGAUCGGGCAGGUGAUUCUGAGCCGGCGGGUGUUUGAGGCUGUAGGCGCGGAGUCGAGCGAGUUCAAGGACAUGAUGGUGGAGCUGAUGACGCUGGCGGGGCUGCCGAACGUCGGGGACUACGUGCCAGCCGUGGCAUGGAUGGACCUGCAGGGGAUUGAACGGCGGAUGAAGGAGCUGCACCGUAGGGUCGACGUCGUGCUGAGCAGGGUGAUGAGGGAGCACGAGGCGACCGCCGCGGAGCGCAAGGGCCGGCCGGACUUGCUGGACCAGGUCGUGGCCAGCCGGGAUAGCUUGGAAGGGGAGAAGCUUAGUGAUAUCCACUUCAAAGCCCUACUUCUGAAUUUACUGUCCGCCGGAACUGACACAUCCUCCAGCACGAUCGAAUGGGCCAUAGCAGAAAUGCUUCUAAAUCCAGCCAUCCUCAAGCAAGCCCAUGCAGAAAUGGACCGGGUGAUCGGCCGGACCCGUCGGCUCGAAGAAUCCGACAUACCGAACCUCCCCUACCUCCGAGCCAUAUGCAAGGAGGCCUUUCGGAAGCACCCUUCCACUCCUCUCAACCUCCCCCGCAUCUGCACCCAUGCAUGCGAGGUCGACGGCUACUACAUCCCGAAGAACACCAGGCUCCUAGUCAACAUAUGGGCUAUCGGGAGGGACCCGAACGUUUGGGACGAUCCGCUCGAGUUCAAUCCCGAUAGGUUCAUGACUCCCCAGGGGUCGAAAAUCGACCCGAGGGGGAACGAUUUCAAGCUCAUUCCUUUCGGGUCCGGCCGAAGGAUAUGCGCAGGCGCGCGCAUGGGAGUGGUGCUGGUAGAGUACAUGCUGGGUAGCUUGAUUCACGCAUUUGACUGGAGCCUUCCCGACGGCGUUAAGAUGAACAUGGACGAGACCUUCGGGCUCGCACUACAAAAGACUGUGCCGGUCUCGGCGAUCGUGAGCCCACGAUUGGCGCCUGCCGCCUUUUUCCAGGGGUGAGCAUUAUUUAGCCUGAACUGAAGCACCUAAUUGAACAAACUUGUUUCGGUACUUUUCAGUUUUAUGGAUAAUUCGCUAUGUCGCGCCUUCUUAUAGGGGUGAGCAUUAUUUACUU
This is a messenger RNA of Ananas comosus (pineapple), 1703 nucleotides long. RefSeq names its product flavonoid 3',5'-hydroxylase 1-like. The record is from RefSeq and is a predicted model, not a curated record. The transcript is spliced from 3 exons. Gene Ontology annotation, molecular function: heme binding; oxidoreductase activity, acting on paired donors, with incorporation or reduction of molecular oxygen; monooxygenase activity. The coding region runs from base 53 to 1588 and encodes 511 amino acids. Lineage: Eukaryota; Viridiplantae; Streptophyta; Magnoliopsida; Poales; Bromeliaceae.